AUGUCUGUUAACAGGCGGGGACCGACCAUCGCCUCGGGGUCCCGUGAGCGGCGCGGGGAGGACGCGGCCAGCCCGGGGCGCCAGGGGAUCCGGCCCCGCCAGGAGCCCGGGGCAGCGGAGCCCUGGGCACUCGUCCCUGCGAGGAGCAGCGACUGGGUGAGAAAAGCCGUCCCGCCAGGUCUGGUGGUGCUUCAAGAGGACUCCUUAAGUAGAGAAGCAGCUGCUCUGUAUGGGCAUGGCUGCCUGAAUUCAGCACCAUCACGGGCUGCACAAAAGUUAUACAAUCUGCGCAAAACUCUAAGGACCUGGGCUUCAGUGCUGCUCUGUCCAGAAGGACUUUCCAGCUCGUCCCUUGCAACCAUGAUGAAGUCUAGAAGUGUGCAGGUGCUUCUGACUCUGGCAGUUCUGGCCUUCCUUCUGAUCCACUCCCACUUCCUACUCUGCAGCAAAAAUGUCCCUAUGGUAGAAAAACCUUCUCAAGUCCACAUCCUCAUUCUCUCCUCCUGGCGAUCAGGAUCUUCCUUCACUGGACAAAUCUUCAGCCAGCACCCCAGUGUCUUCUACCUGAUGGAACCUGCAUGGCACGUGUGGGUUAAGAUGUACCAGAACAGUGCUGAAGUCUUACACAUGGCAGUGCGGGACCUCGUCAGGUCAGUCUUUCUGUGUGACAUGUCUGUGUUUGAUGCUUACAUGUCUAGCCAGAAGAAGAAGUCUGAUCUGUUUCAGUGGGAGACAAGCCGAGCCUUGUGCUCCCCCCCUGCCUGUCACUCCUUCAACCGCAGGGACAUAAUCCCUGCCAGCAGCUGCAGAACCAUCUGUGGCAAGUACCCCUUCAGCAAGGUGGAGGAAGCCUGUAAGACCUACAGCCAUGUUGCCGUCAAGGAGGUUCGGUUCUUUGACCUCAAAGUUCUCUACCCCCUUCUCACUGAUCCAUCCCUGAACCUCAAAAUCAUUCACUUGGUUCGUGAUCCUCGGGCUGUGUUCCGGUCCCGAGAGAAUACAGUGGCAAACCUGAAACGUGACAGUGACAUUGUUGUGGGCUCCCAGAACACUAAGGGAGAAAUGGGACCCUACAACACAAUGCAAGUAAUCUGCAAAAGCCAAGUUGAGAUUUACAAGGCAGGCAGUCAAGCUGUUCCCAGCUUCCUGAAAGACCGCUACCUGCUGGUUCGCUAUGAAGACAUUGUCAGAGACCCUCUGGCAAGGGCUGCUCAGAUGUACAGGUUUGCAGAACUCCACUUCACACCAGAACUUCAGAAGUGGGUGCACAACAUCACCCAUGGGAAAGGGCAAGGAUCACAGGCUUUUGAUAUUGGGUCCAGAGAUGCACUGAGAGUAUCCCAGGCCUGGAGAACCACUCUUCCCUUCCAGAAAAUAGAAAAAGUGCAAAAUGUGUGCAAGGAUGCAAUGGACUUGCUGGGCUACCGGCUUGUUCAAUCAGAAGAAGAGCAAAAAAAUAUGUCACUAGAUCUCCUGUUUACCCAGAUCUCCUCUGAUGAGCUGAAGAGGCGUUUGAAGGCUGAGAGAAAAACGGCUGAAAAAGAGGCAAAGCAGAAAGAGCAAAGUGAAAAGCAUUCAAGUAAGCCCUCCUUGGCUUCUGACUCCGAGAACAGCACUGGUUUGGAUGAAGAAAGCUUGGAUCCAAAUCAAUACUACAAGAUCCGUAGCCAUGCGAUCCAGCAGCUGAAGGGCACCAAUGAAGAUCCUUAUCCCCACAAGUUCCAUGUAGACAUAUCUCUCUCAGAUUUCAUAGAGAAGUACAGCCACCUGCAGCCAGGAGAUCACCUGACAGAUGUUACAGUGCAAGUGGCAGGCCGAAUCCACGCGAAGCGUGCCUCUGGGGGGAAGCUGAUCUUCUACGAUCUUCGUGGAGAAGGAGUCAAGUUGCAGGUCAUGGCAAACUCCAAGCUCUACAAAUCUGAGGAAGAGUAUUUCCGUAUUAACAACAAGCUGCGUCGUGGGGACAUUAUUGGUGUAAAGGGGAAUCCUGGGAAAACAAAGAAAGGGGAACUGAGCAUUAUUCCUUAUGAAAUAACUCUUUUGUCUCCAUGCCUGCACAUGUUGCCUCAUCUUCACUUUGGCCUCAAAGAUAAGGAAACUAGGUAUCGUCAGAGAUACUUGGAUUUAAUUCUUAAUGAUUACGUGAGGCAGAAAUUUAUAACCCGUGCAAAGAUCAUUACCUACAUCCGAAGCUUUCUGGAUGAGUUGGGCUUCCUUGAGAUUGAAACUCCUAUGAUGAAUGUAAUUCCAGGUGGAGCUGUGGCAAGACCUUUUAUCACGUACCACAAUGAACUGGAUAUGAACUUAUAUAUGAGAAUUGCUCCAGAGCUUUACCAUAAGAUGUUGGUGGUUGGAGGCUUGGACAGAGUGUAUGAAAUCGGACGUCAGUUCCGGAAUGAAGGAAUUGAUUUGACUCACAACCCUGAGUUCACAACUUGUGAGUUCUAUAUGGCUUAUGCAGACUACCAUGACUUGAUGGAAAUUACAGAGAAGUUGCUUUCAGGGAUGGUGAAACAUAUUACUGGAAGUUACAAGAUCACUUACCAUCCAGAUGGUCAAGAUGGACAGGCCUAUGAGAUAGACUUUACCCCUCCCUUCCGGCGGAUUAGCAUGGUGUGUGAUCUGGAAAAGGUCCUGGGAGUGAAGUUUCCAUCAGCUGAGUGUUUUGAAACCGAAGAAACUCGCAAGUUCUUUGAUGCCCUUUGUGCAGAGAGAAACGUUGAGUGUCCACCUCCCAGGACAACAGCCAGGCUUCUUGACAGAUUAGUUGGUGAAUUCCUUGAAGUGACUUGCAUCAACCCUACAUUCAUCUGUGAUCACCCACAGAUCAUGAGUCCUCUGGCCAAGUGGCAUCGCUCUCACCAGGGGCUGACAGAGCGCUUUGAGCUCUUUGUGAUGAAGAAGGAGGUGUGCAAUGCCUACACAGAGCUCAACGAUCCUUUCCGGCAGCGGCAGCUUUUUGAGGACCAGGCCAAGGCCAAAGCUGCAGGUGAUGAUGAAGCCAUGUUUAUUGAUGAAAACUUCUGCACUGCGCUGGAGUAUGGCCUUCCUCCUACGGCUGGCUGGGGCAUGGGCAUCGACCGCAUCACCAUGUUCCUCACAGAUUCCACCAACAUCAAGGAGGUGCUGCUGUUCCCCGCCAUGAAGCCGGAGGACAACAAGAAGGAGGCGCAGCCCGGGCCCCCGGCCGAAGGCACCUCCGUGUGA
Chaetura pelagica (chimney swift) is the source of this 3207-nucleotide messenger RNA. RefSeq names its product lysyl-tRNA synthetase (gene KARS1). Gene Ontology annotation, molecular function: ATP binding; lysine-tRNA ligase activity; tRNA binding. The transcript is spliced from 18 exons. Gene Ontology annotation, cellular component: aminoacyl-tRNA synthetase multienzyme complex; cytoplasm; nucleus. The coding region runs from base 1 to 3207 and encodes 1068 amino acids. Gene Ontology annotation, biological process: diadenosine tetraphosphate biosynthetic process; positive regulation of macrophage activation; lysyl-tRNA aminoacylation. NCBI's taxonomy places the organism in Eukaryota, Metazoa, Chordata, Aves, Apodiformes, Apodidae. The record is from RefSeq and is a predicted model, not a curated record.